GCAAGAUGGCGGCGGUAGCGCCGAGAUGGAGUAGCCGCUCAGCCUGAGCAGUUUUUAGACAAAAUAGCAUAAAUAUCUAACUUAAAUCUGAAAAUAGCACAGUAUUUGUUUGGACUUUUCAACUUUCGCUAAGUUUUUAAUAUUUUCUCUCAGAAUGUUCAAAUUCUAGUUGUCUUUUACUCUGGUCCAGCAAGCAAACAAGGCAGAAAGUAUAAUGGGAGAGAAGCUAGAGCUGAAGCUCAAGUCGCCGGUCGGAGCCGAAGCUGCGGGAUAUCCGUGGCCAUUACCAGUAUAUGAUAAACAUCAUGAUGCUGCACAUGAGAUUAUUGAGACCAUACGGUGGGUGUGUGAGGAGAUCCCGGACCUUAAACUGGCGAUGGAGAACUAUGUGCUCAUUGACUACGACACAAAAAGUUUUGAGAGUAUGCAGAGACUAUGUGACAAGUACAACAGAGCUAUUGACAGCAUUCACCAGCUGUGGAAAGGUACAACUCAGCCGAUGAAACUGAAUAAACGGCCUUCAAACGGCUUGCUUCGACACAUCCUGCAGCAGGUCUACAAUCACUCUGUAACUGAUCCAGAGAAGCUGAACAACUAUGAGCCUUUCUCCCCUGAGGUGUACGGAGAGACUUCUUUCGACCUGGUGGCUCAGAUCAUUGACGAGAUUGAGAUGAUGGAAGAGGACACUUUUGUGGACCUGGGCAGCGGUGUGGGUCAGGUGGUUCUGCAGGUUGCUGCUGCCACCAACUGUAAGCACUACUAUGGUGUAGAGAAGGCAGAGAUUCCAGCCACGUACGCAGAGGCAAUGGACAGGGAAUUCAAGCGGUGGAUGAAGUGGUAUGGGAAAAAGCAUGGGGAGUAUACACUGGAGAGAGGCGAUUUUCUAUCAGAAGACUGGAGGGAAAGGAUAGCAAACACAAGUGUUAUUUUUGUAAAUAACUUUGCAUUUGGUCCAGAGGUGGAUCACCAGCUGAAGGAACGUUUUGCCAACAUGAAGGAAGGUGGAAAAAUUGUAUCUUCAAAACCUUUUGCACCUCUCAAUUUUAGAAUCAACAGUCGAAACUUGAGUGAUAUUGGCACAAUAAUGCGUGUUGUUGAACUUUCUCCACUGAGAGGCUCAGUGUCUUGGACAGGGAAGCCAGUUUCCUACUAUCUGCAUACAAUAGACCGUACCAUACUUGAAAACUAUUUUUCUAGUCUUAAAAAUCCUAAACUCAGGGAGGAGCAGGAAGCAGUGAAACGGCGUCAACAGAAGGAGACCAAGGACAGUAAAAGCAGCAGCACCACCCCAACCAAGCCAAAGGAGCACAAGGAGUCAGGUGGUGAGGAGGAGACCUUGGGGGCACUGGUACCAGUGAAGUCGUCACCUAAACCACGUCGUGCCAAGCUACUUGCCAAGGGCCGCAAGCUGGGCAACAGGAAACGCGGGCGGCCCAAGAAGUCCAUCAUGGCAGCAGCCAAUGAACGCAAGACCAAGAAGAGUCAGAGUGCCCUAGAACUGCUUCAUGCCAAGACUGUCUCAGCAGCGCCUCCUCAGGAUGCAUACAAAUCGCCUCAAAGCCCCUAUUACCAGCUACCUCCUAAAGUUCAACAUUACACAGCUGGCCAGCUGCUGCUCGGCUCCAUGCCUGCGGGCCUGCAAACUUUACUGGAUAAUUUCAAAGUCCAGUACAUGCAGUUCUUGACCUAUAUGAAGACACCACAGUACCACACGAACCUGCAGCAAGCUUUGGAGAAAGAGAGGCUCAGACACACUGAAUUAUCAGGUCAAGCCCAGCGUCUGAUGAAUGCCUGUCAUGCUCACAAGGAGAGGAUCAGGGAUCUUUUCCAGGCCAAACUAGAGGAGCUGGGAGUAAAGGCAGUGACUGUAGAGGACCUGAUGCAGGCUCAGAAAGAGAUCAUGGCUCAUAAUAUGCAGCUGAAAGAGCAGACCAAGCAGCUGGAGAGAGACAUGGCUGAGCUUAAAGACCAGAGCCUGCUACUGCUAAAGGCUCGCUGUGAGGAGCUGAAACUGGACUGGGGGUCUUUGUGUCUCGAGACACUAUUAAAGGAAAAGGCUGCUCUGCGUAGACAGAUCUCUGAGAAACAGCGCCACUGCCUAGAACUUCAGAUUAGUAUUGUGGAGUUGGAGAAAAGCCAAAGACAGCAGGAGCUACUACAGCUCAAGUCCUCCUACAGCCCAUGCAAAGACUCUCCAUACCGCAAGAGCAUCCCUAGCCUAGAGCCCCGCCCCCCUACAGACACUAACACCCCCAAACUAGCUGAACUGAAUGGCCUUAGCCCCGAGUUGUCCAUCAAUGGCACGGCAUCUCCUAGCUAUGAGCGUGGAGGCGGCAUCAACUGCUUCAAUGGCAAGAAUGAGCUGCUCUCCCACUACCUUCCAAUCUCCCCCGAACAUGAGAUUGUGCCACCCACUCCAGAGCCUCGGAGCAGGCCUCUAGGACAGCCCCUGCCCGACUACACACGCUUUUCUCCAGCUAAGAUUGCUCUGCGCAGGCACCUCAACCAGGACUCCGCUAUAGGCCAGGCCAGGGCGCUCAGCACUAUCCACAGGGGUGAUGUUGGUGUUGUGUCAUCUCCAACCUUGAAACAGGGCUGCUCCUCACCAAGCGCAGCUGAAAAUCAGCAACCAAAUGCACUCAAGAGUGUGGAGAGGGUGAAUAAGGAAAAGAGCCCCGCUGGACCAGGUGACAGUAUAACCAGUCUCCCAAUCAGCAUCCCUCUCAGUACUGUACACCCCAGCAAACUUCCUGUCAGCAUCCCUCUGGCCAGCGUGGUGCUGCCCAGUCGUGCCGAGAGACUGAGGAAUACUCCCAGUCCUAUGUCUAGUAGGGAGCAGUCAGCAGGGCCAAGCAGCAACAGCAAGCAACCUCUGACACCUAACUCAGGGUUGGUGAAUGGCUCCCACUCUGCUAUAUGUGAUCAAGACUGCAAUUCAAUGUCUCCUCCACCCCACAUGCUGGGUCUUCAGUCACGUGGGUCUGGCUCCAGCCCUCUGCUGAGCACUGGCGGAGUGCUGCAAUACGCAGACAGACCCCCUCGUCUUCCUGAUGAGGGCCACCAGCACCAUAGCCUUGAAUCUGAUCCCGAAACUCUAGACAGUGAGGCUCGCCGUCACAUGUUCUUCUCUUCCUCCUCCUCUUCGUCUUCAUCCUCCUCCUCUGCCGGAGGCUCGCGCCAGCAUCAUGGAUCAGCCAAGCAGGGAAAACACCACAGCAGUCACCGCCACCAUCACCACCAUCAUUCUCCAGGCUCUCACGGGUCGGAGGGACGCAAGAGAGGUCGCCGGAAACGCAGCUCCUCUAGCCUUGUUCCAGCAAGUGGUUCCCCUAAAAAACGAUCAUUCCCUGGGAUUAACUACUCCUCGGGUUCCCCACUUAACAUAAACACCAUGGUGAACAACAUUAAUCAGCCUCUGGAGAUCUCAGCCAUAUCCUCUCCAGAGCACACAGGUGGCAGCCCUUGUGAGACGGACCUGGACCAGCCACCAGUACUUAAGCGAGAACGCCCGCUGGAGAUUAACGGCUCCAACCGUGACUUAUCCGCCCCUAGCUCAGAGGAUGAGGAAACUGGAUACCCAGCAGACAGUAGCUCCUUACGAAUUGAAAGGAAAAUUGCAACAAUUUCUCUGGAGAGCAGAGAUGGUGAGAGGGGUUCACAGGGCCGUAAAUCGGGGGCCAGUAGUGUCAGCAGCGAUGUCUCCUCUUCUUCCAGCAAGUGGAAGUCCACCUUCUCACCCAUCUCUGACCCCAAGCCUACUCCUCCAGACCUGCGCCAGAGCGGCUCCCCUUUCUGUGGGGGGAUGUCUUGUGGCCCAGACUCUGACUCUGAGCAGAAACAGCAGAAGCGAGCAGAUCGAGAGCGCAGUGAGCAUUAUGGCAACCCUAAACCCUUUCUAGGUCUGGACAAAGCACGGGAAUCCUUUCCUAAGCAAAAGGGACGCGAGUGGGAGCUCAAGGCUGUCAGUAGUCUGACCAGCCAGAACCUCUUCAUCUCUGCUGCAGCUGGUGGAGGCCUCCUGUGUGGAAAAGCGGGUAGAGCCACGGCAGUUUCUUCUGCCUCCUCUGUGGGACAGUAUUUCCCUCUGGGCGGAACCUCUGUCUUACAGUCUUUAUUUGGAGCGCAGACUCCUAACCCGGCCACCAGCGGACCUCCACGAUUGGUUAACGGUCACUCUGUGCUGGGCAGCUUUUCUAGUGCUGGACUGGCAGGGGGCGCUGCGGGAGGGAUUUUUCACCACAUGACGCCUUCAGUGUCCUCUCAACAGUCUGCGCCCCCCAGUUCCCAGCACAGCCACUCUUCCUCGCAGCAGAGGAAUCUGGAUACCAAAGCCGGGGCCUUGUUCCUGGCCCAAUAUGGCCGCACGCAGACUGUCCUGCACGCUCCCUCCCCUCCUGUGCUUUCCCUACCUCCCCCUCCUCCCCUUCUCAACACUUCCUCCUCCUCUACUCCUCUCCAGCCUUCCCCGCCACGCUCGGAGAGGAAGCAAUCUGUUUCCCUCCAAACGCUACAUGUGCUCCCCGUCUCCUCUUCAUCCCCCUCUUCUGCUCCUGUCACUUGUAUCACGACCACUCCUGCUGCCUCCUCUUUGUCGCGGCCCUUUACACUGCAGUACCAGCCUUCUGCAAGCAGCAGCGGCGGCGGCGGCGGCGGAAGUGGUGGAGGCAGCAGCGGUGGGUUGGUGAGCUCCUGGAGGACUCUGGGUAUGCAGGUGCCCUACACUGCUCGGCCCAGAUAGCAGUGCCAUGAGCAGAAACGGGGUGGGUGGGAGCUCAGAACUUGGGGGGUAAUUUAUAAUUAGGAGCUGCUGUAUGGUACCUGUCAAGCUUGUGCCUCAGUCUGAACAAGGUAUGUGCUUUGCUUUUGUGUGUUCAAGCUGCUCAUCAGAUAUUUGCAUGCUCCUGUGUAUGCAUGUGUGUAAUGGCAUGGUAAUUUAUUGUCUAGCUUCUCAUGUACCCUUUAUUAUUGCAGGUAACUGAAGCAAUCUACCUCAACCCAAUGCAACCUAUGCAAUGGACAGGUGUAGACCAACAGGCUCUUCCUCACUGGUGCUCCAACAUUAGCUAAAGCCACCCGGUGUCAGAGCUUGACACCAGUGCAUCUGAAUACACAUGCAGAAACACAUGUGUGUACACACACAAACAAACAGGUCAGGACCACUCAUAACCUUGUGCUCUUGUCUGGUUAAAGUUGUAAAAAAAAAAAAGGAGGCACCGACAAAAGUAAAUAUGUCAUCAAUUAUUAAUUGUGUAUUUAAACAAUGCCUUAGUGGAUGUUUUUUUGUGCAAAGUUUGGGAUUUGUAAAAAAAAAAAUUAAGUCCAAUAAAAAACAAGGCAUCAGCUUGAGCGAUAAAACUAAAUUACUGAACAUUUGCUCCAUGCUGAAGCCCAGCACUGUGUUAGCCUUUUACAUUUUCUGGAAUACUAUGGAAUCUUCUUUAGAGGUAAAUGUGGGAAUAUAGACUUGAACAUGAACAUGAUUACAAAAAAAAAAAAUUUACAGCUCUGUAAUGGCGUCGUGAAAUGUUCUGAUUUAAAUGAUUUUAAACGGCAGCGUUGAGUACAUACCACACACAUAUUCCUUUACAUUUACACUGGAUAAAAGCCUAUUCACUACAGCCAACCGGCCCGAUAAUUGAGUCAGCUCAAUUACUUUGUUGUUUUGGAUUACAUUUGAUCUUUCCUUGUUUUUUUUUUAAUCUGGAAAUUCUCGACUCGUUAACACACACAGGGACUGAAGCACAAAUGAUUAAACGUAUUUACCAAGUUCCUGUGUGUGAAAACAUCAAAUCUUUUAAAGAGAAACAUAAUGUACAAUAUAUAUACUAUGUCUCCUUUUUAAAUAUAAUUUAGAUUUUUCUAAACGAUGCCUACGUGUAAAGGUCGGAGCUCGGCGUUCGACGUGAAAUAAUCGAUUCAGGUGAUUUUUUUUUUUUCUCCUUGUUUCCGGAGACAAAUAAAGAUCCAUGGUGCUGAAAACACUUUUGUUCGGAAAGGUGCUAGUUAUCUGCUUUUGAAUCAUGCACACCAUUGAUAUUGUGGUGCUCUCUGCAAGUAGGAAAACCACACACAUACACAGACGAUUGAAAGAGGAAAAAAAAAAUCUUCAAACACUGGUAUCAUGGCAAAAAUAAUCUACUGUGCAACUGCCGCAUUUUUUUUUUUUUCUUUUUUUUUGAGGUUUUUGUACUGUGAAUGAAAGUAACUCUCAAUGUGUAAUUGUAUAUAAUUUUGAAAUAUUUAUCAUUUUUUGUUGUGAUUGUUUUUGUUGACUUUGUGUUAACGUACUGAGUAAUUAGUGCAACUGUGUACAUGACUUAAAAAGAAAAAAAACAUGGUGCUACAAUCUAACUCUGGACUGUGCCUAUUUAUAUUAAGAACAUCAAAUAACAUACAGAUUCUGGGUGCUUCUGUUGACAGGGACCUCGCAUUAUGUAGCACCAAGUGGAAAGCAAUCAGACGCUGCAAUGAUCCAAGGCGUUUCUAAACUCGAUUCUUACUUGAUCGUUUUCUAGACUUUUAAAGUGGGGACCUAUCUCCCCUGGUGCUGGCGUUUGGCCCUCUCACGGCCAAAGCCUUCUGUCCACCGUUCUUCGAGUGCUUAGAGUUUUCCACAGGGUGAAAAUCUUUGACAUCCAUACAGUCGGAAUAGACGAUACAACAACAAAAAAACAAAAAAUAUAUAUAUAUACACACAACUUCCGGUGCAUAUUCCCUCACUGACCCUUUAAUAGGAACACCUGUACGCAUACAUGUACGUACACUUCUCUAAUCAGUAGCUUGUAUAUCCUCAGCAGCAGCACAGUGUGUUCACUCACAGUGUUACUCAGCUUUAAAUAACCUUCACAUUGCCUCAGAACAGAGAAAAGCUCUAAUCUCUGUGACUUUAACCAUGGUACAGAUGGGCUGGUUUGAGUUUUUUUUUUUUUUUUUCCAAACAUCUGGGAUUUUCACACAAAACAGUCUAUUGUUUGCUCAGAAUGGUGCAAAAAACACUGAGUGAGAGACAAAUGUGUGUCUCUCCUGAACAAAAGAUCUGAGGCAGUCUAUCAUGGGCAUAUAAACUCGCCCAAACCAGACAGCCUGGAAAAAGAGUAAUCAAGUGGGUCUGUGCCCAUGAUAGACUCAGAUUCCUGUUCUUGGCUGACAGGAACCUGAUGUAGUCUUCUGCUCAAGGUUUGUAAAGAGUGAUUGUGUUAUUUAUUAUAGACUUCCUGUCAGCUUAUGCCACUCAUUUUCUUCUGCUCCCAGGAAUCAACCAUCUGAGAUACUUAAACCAGACAGUUAAAGUCACAGAUCAGACUUUUUCUCUGUUCUGAUGUUGAAUGUGAUCAUUAACUGAAGCUCCUGAGCUGUAGGAUUUUUUUUCUUUCCUUGUUGUGCUGCUGCCACACAAUGGGCUGAUUACACUGCAUGAAUGUACAUGUAUUCCUAAUAAAGUGGCCAGUGAGUGUAUGUCACAUUUUAUCAUGAUCUUGAUAUUAGAUCUCAUCGCCUAGCCCUACUUGAAGUGUGUGGAGACUGUUACUGGUGUUGUGGGAUUGCUUAAAUUCUUUUUUGUGUGUGUGUUUGAACCUGUUUCUGCUUAAGUCAAUUAGUAAAGAUAUGAGUAUCACAUCCCACGACGCAUUAGCAGCUCUCUCAACAUUCCAGGGUGUGAGCCUGUUGUCUGGUGUGAGAAAGAAUUCAGACAUUUAAGUUGUAAGCAUUUUUUUAUUAUUUAAAAAAAAAAAAAAAAGGUGCUGGAGAAGCCGCCGUGUUUAAGAGCGCCGGGGUCAGUUCUCGUCCAGUCGUUAUCGUCACGGCGACUGUGUGUGUAAACUAGAAGUGCAUCACCAUGCUUAUGUUCUCUGUGAAGUGAGGACAUCGCGUACAUCAGCCAGAGAAUCCAGUAGGACGUAACCAGCACUGUCGAUAUACGAUGUAGUCGCUGUUAAAGUUAGCUGUGUACCAGUUUGUGUUUUAUUGCUUGUGCUUUUUGUUAAGAAUUAAGCUGAAUAGAAUUUAGACCAGUGAAUAAUGGUGCUCUCCUUCACUUUUUUUAAACAAGGAAAGUGCAGCUAUACGUUUUUAAAUACAGACAAGACAAAUAACACACAAGGUUUGCUCUUUGUGCUUUCUGUGAUCUUCAUUGUUUCAGCUUCGAGGGUGAAACUGCUCUAAAGCCUCAUGUGUGGAAGUAACUUGUGUAAUUCUUAUUAACACAACAGUAGAGUAGAGGGUAGUGUGUGUGUAAAUACAUAUAUAUUUACUCAGGUACAUGCAAGAUUAGAUAAGAAUUUGUACAUUUCAAGGCAACUUCACUUUGUAAUUUGGGUUUAAGCUGUAAAAAUGUGUAGUCUCAGGAAGAUGCCUUACUGGUUUGUCUCAAAUGGAAAGGGAAAAGAUUCAAAUAAACCUGAACCCAUCUUCUCAGCGAGUUUUCUUUUUUUUUUUUCUUUCUUUCUUUCUUUUUUUUUUCCCCCCUUGCGUUCUUUCUAGAUCAUAAGGUUGUCUUACCCUUUUUCUAACGUCCGGCCAGCUUUCUCCAGCCACGCUCGUCUGCACUCUGUUACCUGUAUUUUCUCUUCACGCUAAGUUAUAAAGAUGAACGUAGUUCUAUGUAAAAAAAAAAAAAAAAAAAAAAAAAGUAACUUUAUUGCAUUACUGUCAUAUGGAAUGACCAAACUUCCACUCUCCACAUAGAGCAGGAUAGGAUGAUGGUGCAAUAAGUCUUCACCAAUGUUCUAAUUGCUGUUGUUGGUGCUGGUUCUAUUGC
Hemibagrus wyckioides is the source of this 8758-nucleotide messenger RNA. It is a transcript of the gene dot1l, whose product is annotated as DOT1-like histone H3K79 methyltransferase. Gene Ontology annotation, molecular function: histone H3K79 methyltransferase activity. Lineage: Eukaryota; Metazoa; Chordata; Actinopteri; Siluriformes; Bagridae. Gene Ontology annotation, cellular component: nucleus. The coding region runs from base 215 to 4738 and encodes 1507 amino acids. The record is from RefSeq and is a predicted model, not a curated record. The transcript is spliced from 28 exons. Gene Ontology annotation, biological process: regulation of transcription regulatory region DNA binding; DNA repair; DNA damage checkpoint signaling.